GCGUGGGGGCGCGCUGAGCCAUGCAGAUGUGUCGCAGAUUUUAAAAGUCACUGUGCGCACAGAAAGAUCUAGUACGAGGAAAUGGGACGUUGAAAAGCUUUCAAAACUGAAGCCAAAACAAAACUGCGAAGGGAAGAGUAGCAGAGAAGGAGGAAGACAUUAGCUUUUCUUCUCAGUCAUACUCACUUUAACGAGCAAAGCGCACUUCCAAAUACGUUUAUUCACACACAGUAAGAAGCGCAAACAAUCCCAUGGAACUGUCAGCUAUCGGAGAACAAGUGUUUGCUGUGGAAUCGAUCAUUAAGAAGAGAGUGAGGAAGGGGAAUGUGGAAUAUUUACUAAAGUGGAAGGGGUGGCCCCCAAAGUAUAGCACUUGGGAACCCGAGGAGCAUAUACUGGAUCCCCGGCUUGUUCUAGCAUAUGAGGAGAAAGAGCACAAGGACAGAGCAGUGGGAUGGCGAAAGAGAGGACCUAAACCUAAAAGACUUCUUGUACAGGGUAUUUACUCAAUGGAUCUCCGCAGUGCACGUAAAGCUGUAGAGCAGUCUCCAGGACAUCUGCAUCUGUCCCUUGCACACCACCUUGAUCCAAAAGCUGGACAUGCAGUGCAGAGAUUCUGCCCCAAAGAAAGUGCUGUAUAUCAUCAACUAGUUCACCAUAAUAUAACUAAGAGGAACCCCAAAGGCCCUUCAGUGGAGCAUUGGGAUGAGUUGGAGAAGGAUGAAAACUAUGAAGAGGAGGUUAUAGGACAGGAAGAGGCAGAGACUGACAGGGCCACUCUAAACAGUAAUGUAGAGACAGAGGGUUGGAGUGCAAUAACUAGACCAGAGGAAAUUACAUUGUCUCCAUUGUGUGAGGAAUGGAGGCCAGUUAUGGGUCCAGAGGAGGUAACUGUGACAGAUGUCACCAUCAAUUCACUGACAGUUACUUUUAGGGAGGCUUUUGUUGCAAAAGGCUUUUUUAGAAGCUGGGAACUGGAGCUGUAAUACAGAAACAUGGUAAAUUAUGAAGAUGUCAUGUGAGACAGAAGGAGCGGGGAGUAAAAAGUAAGACUUUCUUUAAGUGCACUAGAUGUAUUUGAGGUUUUACAUAUUGUUUUCUACUGAAUAACCUUUUUUCAUUUUAAGGUGUAUUUAUGAAUAUUAGAGCAAACAUCCUCAGCAUGGAAAGUCUACUCAUCACGCUAUAUGUACAUGGGUCAGCCAUAACAUUAAAAUCACCUGCCCAAUAUUGUGAAGGCCCUGAUUGUGCAGCUCUGACUCAUUGGGCAUGAAUUACAUAGGACCUCUAAAGUUGAAGAUGGUACCUUUAAGCUGUGACGUCAGGCCUCCAUGAAUUGGACUUGUUUGUCCAUCACAUCUCACAGAUAUUCCAUCGGAUUGAGAUCUGGAGGCCAGAUCACAUUGAAUUCUUUGUCAUGUUCAUUAAGCCAUUCCUGUAAAAUUUUGCAGCGACCAUGUUAUGCUGCUGAAAGAGGCCACCGUCAUUAGUGAAUACUGUUACAAUUAAGACGUGCACUUGGUCUGCACCAAUGUUUAGGUAGGUGUUAAGUCCACAUGAAUGCUAGAACGCAACAUUGCCCAGAUCUCUGAUCCAUCUUCUCAUAUUGAAUCCUGGUGGUAUCUCUUCCUCAAGUAUCUCUCGGAUUCAGACAGGCUUGCCUUUGCUCCCCAUAUACAUCAAUAAGUCUUGGGUGCCAUGACACUUCGACUUUUAUACCACUUGUCCUUACUUUGGGUAGGUACUAACCACUGCAUAUCAAGUCUUGUCAUAUGAAGAGAUGCUCUGACCCAGUCAUCUGGCCAUCACAGUUAGGUUCAUCUGUAGGCUCGAUGAUUUUACCUGCUUCCAACACAUGAACUUUAAGAACUGACUGUUCACUUGAUUCUAUGUAUAUCCUAUCCCUUGACAGAUGUGAUUGUGAAUGAGAUAGCAAGUGAUAUUCAUGUGACCUGUCAUUGGUUUUAAUGUUAUGACUGAUGUUAUUAAUGCAGCAGAAGCAAUCUCCAAAUGCAGUUAUAUAUUUAAAGUCUCUGAGCUAAUAGAGAAGAUACUGAAACUAUUCUCAUAUAGUACUGCUACGUGAGGGUGUAUUUAUUUGAGUACAUGUUAAGGUACUCUUUAGCUGUACAUAGCCUUAUUUGUAACUUGCAAUCAGUAAAUAAAAUUGCUUCUCAGACAGCAAAGAA
Messenger RNA from Clarias gariepinus (North African catfish), 2189 nucleotides. It is a transcript of the gene cbx7b, whose product is annotated as chromobox homolog 7b. The record is from RefSeq and is a predicted model, not a curated record. Gene Ontology annotation, cellular component: PRC1 complex. Lineage: Eukaryota; Metazoa; Chordata; Actinopteri; Siluriformes; Clariidae. The transcript has 6 exons. Gene Ontology annotation, biological process: negative regulation of transcription by RNA polymerase II. Bases 252 to 986 code for a protein of 244 amino acids.